AUGACCAACGACUCGAGUCCUUAUCAGUCCACCAUAUCGCUCACGCCGUCGGACUCGACGCAGCUUCAGGUGGUGGCCAAGGCAAUCCUCGACGCCAACUUGGACCGGUAUCAGCUCUUCUCCGACGUGGAAAAUGGCACAGUGGACCCGAGCAUGUGGAAACUCGUGAAGACCAAAAACGACAUGAGCGCGUACAUGCAGCGGCAACGACGACACGUCUCCUUCCCAUUCCAAGUCAACCCGAGUGACGACAACUGCGCACUUCAGUCGUUGCUCUGUGUCGGCUCAAGCCCCGGCACGCUGGACAGUGUGAUGCGCGGAGUAGGAACCCCCCGCGAAGGCGACAUCAGCCGCGCUGUUCUACUCACGACGAUCUCCAAGCCAACAACGAGCGACCCGUUCAAAGCCAUGACGGUGAAGUGGAUGGACUUGGACGUGCGGUUCCAGUCCAUGGGGCUCGUCAAGAACCACGACUACGUCUACGUCGAAGCCACUGGCGUGUUGCACCUUCCAAGCGGCGGUCGACUGGGAUACCAGCUCUUGCACUCGGUCGACGUUCCAGGAGCUCAUGAGCUACCCGGACUUGUCCGUAGUAAACUAUCUGUGUGCUCAUUCUACCGACAGAUCAAGGAGAACGCGGUGUCCGUUUACUCGCUGGGAAUGAUGGACUCUAUGAGCGACCGAGCCAGACGCGCAGUGGCGCCGCGCUUCAUCAAGCUCAUGCUGCCUACGCCGCCGACGCAAUGCCGCGGUGACGCGAUGCGGUUGUCACUCGCGUCCGCCAAGCGCUACAUCUCCAUGACCCUGGCACCGCAGAGCAUUGGCGACAACUGCGUUAUCUGCUCGAAGCGCGUCCUGAAGCUGGGGAAGCUGCUGAACCGCAACAGCUCGUGCAGCGUGUGCUCCGGGUGCGUCUGCAGCUCAUGCAAUAUCAAGAAGAACGUGCGACUUGUGAGCUCCGACAUGAAGGUCACGCGACGGAGACUCGUCUUCUGCUCGCCGUCGCCGUGUCUCGAGAACGCCAUGGCGCAGAACGAAGCCGAGGUGUCGCUCAUGGACAACAAUGGCGGAGUCGCGAGGUUCUACACGGCCGACUACCGCUCGGUGACGCAGUCGCAGUCGAGGUCGAGGAUGACUAGUGUGUCGUCGUCCAUUGUUUGCUAG
Messenger RNA from Phytophthora sojae, 1164 nucleotides. RefSeq lists its product as hypothetical. The record is from RefSeq and is a predicted model, not a curated record. Bases 1 to 1164 code for a protein of 387 amino acids. The transcript has a single exon. Lineage: Eukaryota; Oomycota; Peronosporomycetes; Peronosporales; Peronosporaceae.